UGUUCGUUUUCGCGACAAUUCAGGAAGCGUCUAUAAACAGAGUCGGUGCUUUCUCCUGUGAAGGAGUGCAGCAAAACAGCACCAUGUUGCCGACCACCUCACCACACAGCAACGGCGCCCUUGGCUCCAGGGAUGCUGCACGCCACACGGCAGGCGCCAAACGCUACAAGUACCUGCGGCGGCUGCUGCAUUUCAGACAGAUGGACUUUGAAUUUGCCCUGUGGCAGAUGCUUUACUUGUUUACGUCACCACAGAGGGUCUACCGCAACUUCCACUACAGGAAACAGACCAAGGACCAGUGGGCCAGGGAUGAUCCUGCUUUCCUGGUCCUGCUCAGCAUCUGGCUGUGCGUUUCAACAAUAGGCUUCGGUCUGGUGCUGGAAAUGGGUGUCCUGGAGACUCUGAAACUGUUGCUGUGGGUGGUCUUUGUAGACUGUAUAGGAGUCGGUCUGCUCAUCUCGACAUUCAUGUGGAUUAUUAGCAACAAAUACCUGCUAAAACAUCCCAGCAGAAACUUUGAUGUUGAAUGGGGCUACGCAUUUGAUGUUCACCUCAAUGCUUUUUACCCACUUCUGGUCAUCCUGCAUUUUCUGCAGCUCUUCUUUAUCAACCAUAUUGUGGUGAUAAACUCAGACUGGUUCCUGGGAUACUUUGUUGGGAACACCUUGUGGCUGAUUGCCAUCGGUUAUUAUCUAUACAUCACCUUCUUAGGGUACAAUGCUCUACCUUUCCUGAAGAACACGGUGGUGCUGCUCUACCCCUUCGCUCUGCUCGGCCUCAUCUACAUCCUCUCUGUCUCUCUGGGCUGGAACUUCACUAAGGGUCUCUGCUCCUUCUACAAGUUCAGAGUCCAGUAGAACCAGUUUGUACCUGAGACUGGACACUAGCUGCCUCCAGGCCGACUCAAAAUCUCUUUUCAGGUCGCACCGUGAUGACAUCAAAUCCGUUUCCAGCUGCUGUCAGUCAACGUCUGGUUGAGAGGGACUCGGCCCCUGGUUGACUCUCAGUAAACUGGGACCUGGGGGUUGAUUGACGCCGACUGUUGCUCGACUCUCACUUGAUUUUCUGUCUGGCUCUCGUGUUGAGCUGUAGCGGCAAAGCGAGUAAACAGUGAUGUGUUUGGACUAGUUGCAGAAACAAGGGGAGAGAUGAGGCACAGUUUUUAUUGUUGUUCUUUUUGUAUCAUUUGUAAAUAGUGCUCUGGCAGGUUGUAAUAUAUACACAGAGAAUUGUUUCUGAAGAAGAUAAAUUUGCUUUGUUUCUUUGAGUUUUCAUAAAAAAGACUGAAAUCCUGCUUAUUGAAGGGAAGAAAGGAAAGUGGAGGAAUGUGGGGUGCAAACAGUUUUUCCUUUUCUUUUUUCUUAAAGUGUACAUUCCAAAGCACUUUCAAUAAAAGGUUUUAUUAACUUAAGCUGCUGCAGUUUUACUUUCUGGAGGAAUAAAUAACAACCAUGCUCUCCUG
Molecule: messenger RNA, 1462 nt
Organism: Toxotes jaculatrix (banded archerfish)
Lineage: Eukaryota; Metazoa; Chordata; Actinopteri; Toxotidae
Gene: unc50
Product: unc-50 homolog (C. elegans)
Exons: 6
Coding region: 84-857 (257 amino acids)
Cellular component (GO): Golgi membrane
Source: RefSeq, a predicted model, not a curated record